AGGUAUAUUUGAUUUCCCCGGCCUCAAUUUCGAUAAGACAGAUCCCACCAGACUGGUCUGGGUGGUGUGUGUUGAAACACGCGGCGCAACUCUCGCGUGGACAUUGGACACUGGACAUCCUACCUGCGUCUCCCGACGUUUCCUAACGCCUCCCCGUGCCACUUAACAGCCUUAUCAUCCCAACCUUCCUUAUCAAGCAUCCCAUAAGGUCCCAUAAGGUACCAUAGGGAGUUCCUCGAAGCAGUGGAGAGCGCAGAGAUCUGCAGUUCUCUGCUACGAUUCGACGUUGUAUUGCGGCAGCGGACCCUGUUCCUUGAGGAGGCAUUUCCCAGACUCCCCAUUCGGUAACCCAUCAUACCCCCUCUGUCCGGAUAUAGGUCCAUUACAUCACCUUGUCACCUUGUAGCCCGGUCCUACCAGGCGAGCCGUCAUUUGGCGUCUACCUAAGCGGACCCCCGACAGUGAUACGGCGAAGCCGACCUCAGCGAGGAAACACUGCUAGCGGUAUUGGGCGCAACCCGCUUAAUAAUUUCAGCCAUGUCCAGUCUUAGCACUCUUCCUCGGACGGCUCCUAUUGCUAUUGCUCCUAAACCUUUACAGCUAUUUCCUAGUCGCCCGCAUAGCAAGGAGGCAUCUUUUAAUAGUAUGAACAGUAAUGAUUCAACAGACUCAGAUUCUGCUGUAAGUGGUGGCGGAUCCCCUUGUGAAUCUUGUCUGAGAAGGCGAUUUAAGUGUGUCAUCGGGGACGACGACGAGAGCUGCAUCUCUUGCCAAGUCCACGGAAUCCCAUGCUCUUUAAACCAGAGCCCUCAGCCUCGUAAAAGAAAGCUAGCGCGUGACUCGACCGAAGAAAGUAACGGGAAAAGAGGCUCGCCCGCCAGGUCUGAUAACAGGAGAAGGCGGCAACGUCAGGCCAGCUUGUCAAGUACAACUGCUAGCACUUCUUUAAUCGAGGAGAUGGCUAAUUUUGGUGGCCCGACUUUGCUAAAGCGCUCUCUUGGCCUCCAAGAAGACCGUUAUAGCCAAUACAUCGGCCCUACCACCGACUUUGAACCCUCUUUGAUCAACCUGUCCCCAUUCGACCCUCAAGAUGAGAGCUUACUUGCCCGAGGUACUCUGAGAAAAGUGAGCGAUAAUGACACGUUCUUGGUAUUGCCUGAUAAUGCCACGCAUGGCCACGAGCAUCAGUAUGACGACACCGACGAGAUUCAACGGCUGGUGGCGCCCUACGGCCGCAAGUUAAUCGACCUGUAUUUCGAAGUUGUACAUCCGGCCUUUCCCAUUAUUCAGAAGACCAUCUUCUACGAGAAAUACGAUCGAAACUACCGGGAAUUUUCGCCUGCGUUGUUAGCUGCUGUUUACAUCCUCGCCAUUAAUUGGUGGGACCACUCGGAGGAGCUUUCUAAGAACCAGCGACCCAAUGUGCGAGAACUUGAGAGAUUAAUACGGUCUUCUCUGGCCGAUGCCAUGUGGCGACCAAAACUUUCCACCGUGCAGGCCGGUCUCUUGCUUUCGCAGCGACCUGAAGGGGACCAAUGGGCUCCGACCGCCCAGAUCGUAGCGAUUGCCCAAGAGCUCGGCCUCCACCUAGACUGCACGCACUGGAAAAUUCCACCUUGGGAGAAGGGGUUGAGGAAGAGACUUGCCUGGGCUCUGUACAUGCAAGAUAAGUGGGGAGCCCUUGUUCACGGACGACCAUCACACAUCUUUAGCUCCAACUGGGUCGUGCAGCCGCUGGCGCCAAACGAUUUCCCGGAAGCUGAGUUAGACGAACAGAAGCCGGAGGAGAAGAUGGAUAUCGAGAGAGGUCGGACGUUAUUUGUUCAGAUGAUCUAUCUUACCCAAGUCCUAGCCGAGAUACUGGAAACGUUCUACACGCUCGAAGCCAUGCAGAACGUCAGCAAUGCCGGUCCACAAGGUACCCACCUUGUUUUGGGCAUGGCAAAGCCUAUCCAGCUGAAGCUGAAAGAAUGGUACGCUGCGCUUCCGACCGCGAUCCGCAUGGACUCUUCUUUCCAGUCUGGCAGUGUCACCUCCACUCGUUUAUCGAGCAUCGGGUAUCUGCACUUGGCUUACUUCGCAACGGAAAUUACUCUGCAUCGUAGAAUAAUCCGGUCUCUAGAGACGGAAUCGCAGGCUGUCGAUCCCUAUGUUCAGCACAUAUGCCGCAGUGCUGCAAAAGCUCGUUUGAUAUCUGCUAUGGAUUUCGUCAAUCGUUUGACGCCUCAACAUUUGCGGUCUUUCUGGUUCUUUGCAUCGAAAACCAACUUCGCAUUAAUUGGUACUUUUGGGUCGCUUUUAUGGGCAACCUCUCCAGGUCGUGAGGAGGCCGACUGGUAUCGGCGUAGGCUUGGGGAAUACCGCUGGACUUUGAGCGUCAGCAGCAAGCCUGGCGAAUCCAAAGGCCUGACCGAAUUUGCAAUGGGUAUGCUCGACAUCUCAACCGGGUUGCUGAAGAAGCUCCCCGAGAAACCGGAAUUGAGCCGCAGCGGAAGCGCCAUUGAAUUCGAUCCCGGAAGACGACAGAGCAUUCUAUCCAUGGGGAUGAGUAGUUCUGUCGGGGAGCUUUACAGCGGAAUGGCUAGUGCGGACAUCAGCAAUAUCCACAGCCCAGAGAGCAUAGAUAGUAGCGAUGAAGACUAUGAUACGUUUGCUCCGAUGGCUGGAAUGGCCUCUAUGGGUGACUGAGCGAGUUGUAGGAGGGAUUCUCCUCUUUCCCCUUUUCGAUUAUUUUUGGUGCACUGUUAGAAUGGGGGUUGGGGAAUGAAGUAGGAAUAGAAAAGGACUGGG
This is a messenger RNA of Annulohypoxylon maeteangense, 2790 nucleotides long. Its product is annotated as fungal-specific transcription factor domain-containing protein. The coding region runs from base 538 to 2688 and encodes 716 amino acids. Gene Ontology annotation, cellular component: nucleus. The transcript is spliced from 2 exons. Lineage: Eukaryota; Fungi; Ascomycota; Sordariomycetes; Xylariales; Hypoxylaceae. Gene Ontology annotation, molecular function: zinc ion binding; DNA binding; DNA-binding transcription factor activity, RNA polymerase II-specific. Gene Ontology annotation, biological process: DNA-templated transcription. The record is from RefSeq and is a predicted model, not a curated record.